Molecule: messenger RNA, 1684 nt
Organism: Ictalurus punctatus (channel catfish)
Lineage: Eukaryota; Metazoa; Chordata; Actinopteri; Siluriformes; Ictaluridae
Gene: atad1a
Product: ATPase family AAA domain containing 1a
Exons: 11
Coding region: 156-1292 (378 amino acids)
Cellular component (GO): mitochondrial outer membrane
Molecular function (GO): ATP binding; ATP hydrolysis activity
Source: RefSeq, a predicted model, not a curated record
UAACCUAGGAACCACUUGCGGUAACCUUCUUUCUACACGGACCGCCGAUGCUGUUACACAACAUGCGGAAGUUGCUGUGUGAGGCUUUGAAAUCGUAGAACUGAUCCUCCUCUGUUGUUUUCCACCAAUGAGCUGAUGGUGUGGGCGGAGCCGAGAUGCUGAUGGACUUCCCCCGGCACGCCCUGCUACGUCCUCUGACCCGUAACGAGGUGGUGGGCAUGUUGGUGAGACUCACCAUCUUUGGAGCAGCUACGUACUACAGCAUCAGAUGGGUGGUGGAGGCUCUGGACCCGACUCAGAGACAGAAAUCAAACGCUAAGAAGAGGGCUGAGCAGAUGAUGAGGAGGAUCGGGGUGGAGGGAGUGAGUCUGAAUGAGUAUGAGAUGAACAUCGCUGCUCACCUGGUCGAUCCUCACAGUAUGAAGGUGACAUGGAGCGAUGUUGCAGGUCUUGAUGACAUCAUCACUGAGCUGCAGGACUCUGUCCUCCUGCCUUUUCAGAAACGCCAUCUAUUCCGUGGAUCUAAACUUUUACAGCCACCCAAAGGUGUGUUGUUAUACGGUCCGCCCGGCUGUGGGAAAACUUUAAUCGCCAAGGCAGCAGCCAGAGCCUCGGGCUGUCAGUUCAUCAACCUCCAGGUCUCCACUUUGACUGAUAAGUGGUACGGAGAAUCGGAGAAGCUCACCGCUGCGGUCUUCUCACUGGCUGCUAAACUGCAGCCCUGCAUCAUCUUCAUCGAUGAAAUAGACUCGUUUCUGAGGAGUCGCUCCAGUUUGGAUCACGAGGCCACGGCGAUAAUGAAAGCUCAGUUUAUGAGCCUGUGGGACGGACUGGAGACCGGCCCCGACACUCAGGUGAUGGUGAUGGGAGCCACUAACAGGCCGCAGGACGUGGACGCGGCAAUCCGGCGCAGAAUGCCAGCAACCUUCCACGUGGGACUUCCUAAUGCGGCUCAGAGGAAGGACAUCCUUCACCUCAUCCUGUCGGGAGAAAACCUGAGUGAGGCGGUGAAUCUGAUGGAGAUAGCGGAGCAGACGGAGGGGUUUUCGGGCAGUGAUCUGAGGGAGGUGUGUCGCGACGCCGCUCUGUACCGAGUCAGAGAUUUCGUACGCAAACAGCAGAUGAAACAAAUCACACAGCAGCUACGACUCGAACAGGAUGAGGAGGAGACAGUGGACAGUGUGUGUCUGAGGCCGAUCACUCAGCUCGACCUGCUGUUUGGACUGGAUAAGAUGAACGAGUCGAAACAGGCCACGGCUCCGGCUCACAUCAGCGCCGUGUUUGUGGACUAAAACACACCAGGACUCCGUUCUGUGUAAGCUGAGUGCAGGAGGCCUGAAGGUUGAGCGUCCACUGCACUGAUGGAGAGCCAGUUAUUUUAAUAUUAUUAAACUGUCUGCUAAAUGAACGUCAGUAAUAUUAAUAAAAAGAAUAACUUCUACGAUGUUUGUAUUACAUUAUUCUCAGAUCCAAGGCCAUUUUAUACAGUCUGUGUUAGAAAAUAAUCCAUAGUACAAGAAUAAAUAGCUGUAGAUUAGUGUAUAUAACUGUACAUAGGAAUUGUUGCUGUAGAAGUUAGAAUUCUGUAAGAAAAGACUUGUUGUAUUAGAAACGUUAAAUACAGUGCUGUGAAAAUGUGUUUUAAAUGUUUGGAUGUUCAUUCAAUAAACUAAUAUAAUAAAUC